Molecule: messenger RNA, 1565 nt
Organism: Cucumis sativus (cucumber)
Lineage: Eukaryota; Viridiplantae; Streptophyta; Magnoliopsida; Cucurbitales; Cucurbitaceae
Gene: WRKY34
Product: probable WRKY transcription factor 54-like
Exons: 3
Coding region: 478-1326 (282 amino acids)
Biological process (GO): regulation of DNA-templated transcription
Molecular function (GO): sequence-specific DNA binding; DNA-binding transcription factor activity
Source: RefSeq, a predicted model, not a curated record
UGCUUUUUUAUUUUCUUUUUUCAAUAACCAUAUAAUAUAAUUCAAAACAAAAAGAUAAGAUAAGAUACAGAACUUUCAACUUUUAAGAUUUAUAGCAUUAGGGACGUAAAAAUUGAGAAUUGAUACACUUGUGUAGGACACAAUACAAAUGACGGCAAUAAAAAGGUUUCUAGAGAUUUAGAAGAAGAAGAAGAAGAAGAAGAAGAAGAAGACGUCCCACGGGGACUAGGGUAUGGUCUGUGGUGUAUCUUUCAUAUAUAUAUGUGUGUGGGGUCGGUCACCUCUAUAUUUUAUAUAUUUUUUUAUUAUUUUUUAUAUAUGUGUGUGUAUAUAUAUAAUAUCACUCACUCUUUAUAAAUCUCAUCGCAUCGCCAUUUUUUGUUGGGUGAUUCAUUCCACAUCCAAAAUCAAAGCUAAGACACUCAAAAAUCUUGUGGGUUUAGAGAGAUACAUAUAUAUAGAAUAUUCAUAAACAACAUGGAUGCGCCGGAGUUUUCUCACGGCCGUAUUUCGCCGGCAGAGCUAAGGAGGAAGAUCACGGCGAAGCUUCUCCCUGGCCAAGACUCAGCAGCUCACCUUCGGAUUCUUCUCCAGUCAGCGACCGCGACGGAGCAGGACAAGCGAGCUCUUGCUACCAAGAUCUUGACUUCCAUCACCGAAGCGAUCUCCAUUCUGGAGUCCGCUGGCGAGGAGUUGAGCUGUCCUGAUCAUUCCCUUUGCUCCGAUCUAGAUUCCGGCGAAUCACGGCGGAGCAGGGCGGUUAAGGAUAAUCCAUCACGUGCCAACAAAAGAAGAAGAUCGAUGAACUCGAGAUCGGUUAGGACGUCGAGGACGACGGAAGAUAACUAUGGUUGGAGGAAGUACGGCCAAAAAGCUAUCCACAACACAACUUAUCCAAGGAGCUAUUAUAGAUGCACUCACAAGUUUGAUCAAGGUUGUCAAGCCACAAAGCAAGUACAGAGAAUGGAGGGUGAUGAUUCAGAAAUAAUGUACAAUAUCACCUACAUAUCUGACCACACAUGUCGCCGCCCUGCCUCUCCUAUCGAUGCCUCCGCCAUUACCACCCUCUCCGAUUCUUCCAACCUCAUAUCUUUCAGCUCCAUCGAUUGUAACGGUCCAUUCACCGAGGGUACUGGCUAUAGUUUGAUCUCCUGGCGGCCGAGUGAUGACGAUGUAGUGAAGAUAGGAGAGACAGCCACGACCAGUGGUUCCACAGAUGAUCAUGAGAUUGAUUUAUGGUCGGAUUUGAAGGAUUUUUUGGAGCUUCCAAACAACGGCUAUGACAACGACAACGAAGAAUCCAUACUAUUUCUCAACCGAAGAUGACGAUGCAGAUUCUUUCAUAUAUUGGGAAUUUUGAAGCUGCAUAUGUGUAUACAAAAGAAGCAAAAUAUAACACCUUAGUGAUGAUGGAACGUUUGAGGUUGAUGAGACCUUCAAAUUGUGUUUAGUAAUAAUUUUCUUUGAAUAUAUUUGUUUACAAUUGUUUGGUUUUGUAAAUUACUUCAAAAACUUUUUUGAAUAAUCACCUUAAUACUAUUUGAUAUAGCUUUUUAAACUUUCAA